GCAAAGAUAUUCAACGUGUAAAAGAGAUCGACGACUCUGUGGCAACGCGUUGAAAACAAACCCUUAAAGAUUGAUUCUUUCAUUUAAAAAAAAGUAGUAUCCACUUUGUUUUUUUACAAUAGGACUAAGUAGAUGCAAUUAUGAAUAACAUCCAAAAGAAACGUAGUUUUUACUGCUUUAGUCUUGUCAUGGGCUGAAGACCGGAAGUCAGCCCGCGAGCGUCUCCUCGGUCAUAACAAUAUGCUUGUUAUCUUUGCGGCGUCUGCGACAUAAACAGCUUCAUAUUUUGUUGUGUUUCCGCAGCUGAGUGUUUACACUGUCUCCUCCGUGUAUGUUUGACUAAAGAUUCCAACGGACCCCGCGACUAAUUCGCUAACUCGACGGCUAGUUUAGUUGCUGCCAGUGAUCGUAAGUUGUUGUUGUUAUCCUGCUCGUAGUCGGGGAAUUUCCUGACUUCCGGUGUCGAGGAUGUUGCAUAACGAUGUGGCGUUAAGCUGUUGACUUCGCUCCGCGUCGUUUUCUUCUUCUUCUUCUUCUUCUUCUUUUGAAUAUAAAUACGCAUUUGUCGCCGACGGAGGUCGCAGCAGUUGCGCGCGGCAAUGGGGAUCAACCGGGUCUACAUUAGCAUCGGCUAUGCUACCUUCGGCGCCCUGGUCGGACUCUCGGCGUUCCUGGUGUGGAACGUCGCCUACAAGCAGCCGUGGACGGCGGCCAUGGGAGGCCUGUCGGGGGUGUUGGCGCUCUGGGCUCUCGUCACACACAUCAUGUACCUGCAGGACUACUGGCGCACUUGGCUCAAGGGGCUCAAGUUCUUCAUCGCUGUCGGAGUGCUCUUCUCAGUUCUGGCGGUGACCGCCCUCAUCACCUUCCUCACGCUCGCCAUCACACAGAAGCAAUCUCCCACCGACCCGCGGAGCCUCUACCUGUCGUCCGUGUGGAGCUUCCUGACUCUCAAGUGGUCCUUCCUCUUGGCCCUGUACUCGUACAGAUACCGCCAGGAGUUCGCGGAUAUCAGCAUCCUCAGCGAUUUCUAGUCGGGACUGAUUUUUAAUAGACUGCGAUUGAGGCUGCCGGCAGGCGCUGGUCAAAGAGCUUUUGUGACAAAGAGGAGAAACAAAGAGGAAUUAAAAAAAAAAAGAAGUCAUCUGACCUGUUCCACAUGGAGUUUCACUUGUUGCCCUUGCUUGUGUUGUAACCUGUUCUCCUACUUUUAACGGCCCACGUGUUGUAUCCCCGUUGUCGUCAUAAGUCUAAAACCCUUGCAAGACUGGAACUGCUUUUGAGUGAAUUCCCGGAAGCUGUUUAUGAAUAGACAUGCCGGGGGGAUUUUCAGUCAGAGUUUAUCUUUGGAUUGUUUAUAAUCUUCGAACAAUAUCAGUUUUUUCAAUUCAAGCUGUAAAAAAAAUCCUCAGAACCAAAACUAAAAACCUCUCUUACCUUAAAGAAAACACUGAUCAUACUAAGUUGACUGUAUAUGUUGGGCGGCUUGAUUGUUUUUACCCAGGUGUGCAUAGAGCUGCAGCUCUGAACCACAAAAUGUUCAUAAUGCCCAGACGGUCGCAAAGGUUUGUCUUUUAGCUCCAUUCAUUUUUUUUUUCUCGUGAAGCAAUUUGAGAAAGUGUUUUUUUUGUUUUAUUUAACCACUGAUUGGAGCAGUUGCACUCUCAUCUGCAGCUUUUUGAAGAGAUACUCGGUCAGUUUACGAAACGCAGAGGAGGAGGUGAACUAUAUUUCAUUCUCUGAUCUGAGGUGCAGUAAGUAAAUCAUGCCCAGAGAAAAGGCGUUCCUGUGGAAUUUGUGCUUUGCCUCUUUUGUUCCACCAGGGGGAGACCUGCUUUUUUUUUUCUUCUGUCUCUAGAGUUCACAGACAUUCCUCUUUUAGAGAGAGAGGGGGGGGGAUAGAUUUGAUAAAUAAUUGCACUUUAGUCUUUGAUAUUGAUGCCACUGUUUUGCACACAAAUCCUGACACAAUGGACAAACAUGUUUUAAAUGCUAUCAGUCAUGUUUCACCCUUUUAAAUAAUGAAAUACACUAUUUAUACAGUAUACAUGUCAUAUAUUUUACAUUAAUGAUUUGUGUAAGUGUAGUAAAACUAGGCUUUGCGAGUACUUACGUCUACCUUCUACCAUAAGUCAUGUAAAAAUUGUUUUUUUUUGUUGAUGAGAAAUUGAAUGUCAGAAUGUUACAUGUAUAUAGAAAACCGAACCCAUUAAAGAUGCAUUUAUUGGUAAUUACA
Molecule: messenger RNA, 2236 nt
Organism: Scophthalmus maximus (turbot)
Lineage: Eukaryota; Metazoa; Chordata; Actinopteri; Pleuronectiformes; Scophthalmidae
Gene: slc48a1a
Product: solute carrier family 48 member 1a
Exons: 3
Coding region: 600-1034 (144 amino acids)
Biological process (GO): heme transport
Cellular component (GO): plasma membrane; lysosomal membrane
Molecular function (GO): heme transmembrane transporter activity; heme binding
Source: RefSeq, a predicted model, not a curated record